AUGGCUCGUAAGCGUAAGGGGCAUGCUCUUAACGACUGCCCCAAGGACUUAAACGAAAUCCCGUACAUCCGCUGGAUGAACCAGCAAAUCGCCAACGGUCGUCACCCCAGGGGCUUGUCCGCGCCACCCGUUCUUGACGGCCAGGGGUCUACUGCACCGUCGCCCACGGCUGCACCGUCCCGUGUGCGCCGUCAGCCUACAAGGACGGCGGCAACACACCGGCCCGCCUUGGAGGAAGACGUCGCAGAUGAAGACGACGACGAAGGCGACGACGACGUCGCCUCCGACGAUGAGGACGAUGAACCUGAGGACCUUGGAAUGUCGCCCAGCGACGACGACGAUGACGACGACGAGGAUGCCCUGGACGACGCCACCGAGGAAGCACAGCCAGUCGCACCGCCGCCGAAACGGAAGACCGUACGCAAGGCUGUGUCCGAUAAGGGCAAAGGCAAGGCGGCCCAACCUGCAGCACGCCCAGAGCCGCGUAAGAAACGGGCUGCCGCACCAGUCAAGCGCGGCUUAUGGUCUGACAAGGAGAGCACCAUCUUCGCAGCGGCGAAGUGGUUUCUCAAGGAGGAGCUCGAGCCUCUCAAGGGGAAGCAGGGUACCCAAUACUGGGCCCGGCUGCUCGCACACAUCAAGGAGUCGAACCCCGGAUGGAUCCGGGGUGUCAACGCGCUCCAGAAACAGUGGCGUAACCUCAUGAUGCUAUGGCAGGAGUACAAGCGUGCCGACGAGGGGUCGGGCAACGGCUCCGUGGAGAAACCACCUUGGUUUCCGUACCUGGAGCUGCACAACCAGGACACCGCCGCAGCCGCACCGCAUGCCGUGGACGGAGGUGGCGCGAAUAACGUAAACGUCCCGGCGGGCAUGGAGGUUCCGCAAUCGUCCCAGCCAGGCACGUCAACUCCUUGCUUCACAGCUCCUCCGCCAACGACUCCUGCCACACCCAGGCGUGCCCGGGUGCAUGAGACGGCCACCAUGCAAGCGGCGAUGCUCGUCUCCGCCACCAUCAAGGACUGCCAUGGCGACGCGAUGACUCGCAUCGAAGGCCUCGUCCGUGAAUGGAUGGCGCAAGAUCUCCGACUUGCCCGUGAGCGUAUGACAGAGUCGGCUCCCCCGGAUGUGCACCGCGCGCCCCAGAAUUUCUCUCCACCGCCGCCACGUGGGGAGUCCGCGCCUGCUCCCGAAACCGGACGGACGCGUGAGAACGUGGGCGACGGCAACACCGUCACUCCGGCGGCUGAGGAUGUGGAGAUAUGGGUUCGCGGCGCCGACGAUUAG
Closterium sp. Yama58-4 is the source of this 1284-nucleotide messenger RNA. The record is from the annotation of a GenBank genome assembly. Lineage: Eukaryota; Viridiplantae; Streptophyta; Zygnematophyceae; Desmidiales; Closteriaceae.